AUGAGCCAGCACCCGAGCGUCUCGUCGCCCUUCCUCAAGCCCUUCUUCCUGAAGACGCCCAUACGGGUGGUCAGGCCUCUGCGGCAGAGGAGACACACGCUGCCCGCCAGCGAGUUCAGGAACCUCACGCCUCAGGACGCCAUCAGCGUGUUCGAGAUCGAGAGAGAAGCUUUCAUCUCGGUGUCCGGCGAGUGCCCUUUGACCCUGGAAGAGGUGCUGCACUUUGUGGAUCAAUGCCCCGAGCUGUCGCUGGGCUGGUUCGAGGAAGGCCAGUUGGUCGCCUUCAUCAUCGGCACGGGCUGGGACAAGGAGAGGCUUUCGCAGGAGGCCAUGACGCUACACGUGCCCAACACAACAACGGUGCACAUCCACGUGCUGUCGGUGCACCGCCACUGCCGACAGCAGGGCAAAGGCUCCAUCCUGCUGUGGCGCUACCUGCAGUACCUGCGCUGCUUGCCGCACCCCCGCCGGGCCCUGCUGGUCUGCGAGGACUUCCUGGUGCCCUUCUACCGCAAGGCCGGCUUCAAGGAGAAAGGCCCGUCGGCCAUCAGCGUGUCCAACAUGCGCUUUCAGGAGAUGGAGUAUUUGCUGUGCGGGCAGGCGUACGCCCGGCGGAAUAGCGGCUGUUAGCCCCGCCCACCUGAGCGACCCCCACCUCCCCGUGGCCUUCAUUCAUAGGAAAGCUGCCUUAAAUGCACUUUUACACCUGCUGGAUGGCAUUUGCCGUGCAAUUUUUCCCAUCAGACUUUAAAAACCGCUCACUUCCUUUGAUUUUCCUCCCUUUGCUGGGUUCUGUGCAAAAGGCGGAGCCACACUAAUGUUGGAUCUUCAGCCAUGACUGACAUAAUCACAGUGUAAAAUUGCAAAUGGCAAAGCCAAAUUGAAGUCGGGUUUUCUGUUUCAACUCUGAUGCGGUCUGUGUGAAAUCAACAUUGCAAUGUCAUUCCUUUGCUUGGUUCUGCACAAAAGGCAAGGAAAGCUGUGUUAAUGCAAGAUUCAAAAUCUGUGAUAUUGAGCUCAGCUCCUGCAAUAUCCACUCUAAGUGGGUCCCGUGCAACUGAAUGCAAUGUCUCCGACUACAACGCGGGUGGUGUCCGUGUGAAAUUCCACACAU
Hippocampus zosterae (dwarf seahorse) is the source of this 1114-nucleotide messenger RNA. It is a transcript of the gene aanat2, whose product is annotated as arylalkylamine N-acetyltransferase 2. NCBI's taxonomy places the organism in Eukaryota, Metazoa, Chordata, Actinopteri, Syngnathiformes, Syngnathidae. Gene Ontology annotation, cellular component: cytoplasm. The record is from RefSeq and is a predicted model, not a curated record. Gene Ontology annotation, biological process: response to light stimulus; circadian rhythm. The transcript has 3 exons. Gene Ontology annotation, molecular function: aralkylamine N-acetyltransferase activity. Bases 1 to 630 code for a protein of 209 amino acids.